UUACUUCAAUGAGAAUCAAUAUCCAGACGAGGCAAAGAGAGAAGAAAUUGCAAACGCUUGUAAUGCAGUUAUACAAAAGCCAGGAAAAAAGUUAUCGGAUUUGGAGCGAGUUACUUCCCUUAAAGUGUACAAUUGGUUUGCCAACAGAAGAAAGGAAAUCAAGAGAAGAGCCAAUAUCGAAGCAGCAAUCCUGGAGAGCCAUGGAAUAGAUGUACAGAGUCCGGGAGGUCAUUCCAACAGUGACGACGUCGAUGGCAAUGACUACUCAGAGCAGGACACUUGGCAAGUACGCAAUGGGGAGGAGGAGGGAAGAUGUUCAGAGGGAGGCAGAGAAGCAGAGAAGGUAGAAGAAGACAGGAGGAUCUGCUCCAAACAAGAUGACAGCACUAGCCAUAGUGACCAUCAAGACCCCAUUUCAUUAGCCGUGGAAAUGGCAGCAGUAAACCACACCAUCUUGGCAUUGGCCCGGCAAGGAGCCAACGAGAUCAAGACAGAGGCUCUAGACGACGACUGAUACAAAGAAAGGGGAGGGUCAAAGCAAGAAGUAACUUAGUUUUAGACGUAGCACCUUAGCAGACUUUCCUCGGUCCUUAAUAUGUGUUCUUACAGUAUAACUUUGCAGUUUCUUGUACGUCAGUUAGCUGUUAGGGUCUUGUUCUGUGAAGAUGGCAUGGUGCCCUCAGCCUUUGCAUAUACUCUCUCAGUAUUAAUUCCCAAUAAAUAAUCAAUCAACCAACCAACCUCCCUCUCCCAGCCCCAGUGGCUAGAAA
Pelecanus crispus (Dalmatian pelican) is the source of this 770-nucleotide messenger RNA. The record is from RefSeq and is a predicted model, not a curated record. Lineage: Eukaryota; Metazoa; Chordata; Aves; Pelecaniformes; Pelecanidae.